Messenger RNA from Glycine soja, 2161 nucleotides. Its product is annotated as aldehyde oxidase GLOX-like. The coding region runs from base 194 to 1837 and encodes 547 amino acids. The transcript has a single exon. Lineage: Eukaryota; Viridiplantae; Streptophyta; Magnoliopsida; Fabales; Fabaceae. The record is from RefSeq and is a predicted model, not a curated record.
UCCAGUACAGAAAGCAGCUACUUUCAACAUCACCUCAACUGUCCCCAACAACGACCCUCUUGUCCUCUUACACAUAACAUAACACACUACUACUAGUACUAAUAAUAAGUAAUAACAGUGUCCACUUUUCUUUUCCAUCACAAUUUCUUCAAUUAAUUACCACUUUCUAUUCCCAUUCUCUAUAAUUAGUAGAAUGGAAGCUUCAUCACCUCACUCUCUCACCAUGCAGAACCCCUCUGCUUACCUGUCAUGCUUUCUUAUCCUCUUGAUCAUUCUUUUCCCAACCCACGCACGUGCCGACCUCCCCGGCACGUGGGAGCUUCUCGUCCCGGACGCCGGCAUCGCCUCCAUGCACACCGCCGUCACGCGGUUCAACACGGUGGUCCUCCUCGACCGCACCAACAUAGGCCCGUCCCGAAAACUCCUCCCAAAAGGCCACUGCCGGUCGGACAAAAACGACGCCGUCCUGAAGCUCGACUGCUACGCCCACUCCGUCCACCUCGACCUUGCCACCAACCAAAUCCGCCCUUUAAAAAUCCUCACCGACACCUGGUGCUCCUCCGGCCAGUUCCUCCCCGACGGCACCCUCCUCCAGACCGGCGGCGACCUCGACGGCCUCAAAAAGAUCCGCAAAUUCUCCCCGUGCGACGACGCUUCGUGUGAUUGGGAAGAGCUCAACGACGUCGUAUUGGCCGAGGGCCGAUGGUACGCCACCAACCAGAUCCUCCCUGACGGUUCUGUCAUCAUAAUCGGCGGACGCGGCUCCAACACUGUCGAAUUCUUCCCACCCAAACAAAACGUCGCCGUUCCGUUCCCUUUCUUAUCCGAAACGGAAGACACGCAAAUGGAUAACCUUUACCCCUACGUCCACCUUCUCCCAAACGGUCACCUUUUUGUUUUCGCUAACACAAGAUCGGUCAUGUACGAUUUCAACCGCCACGUCAUCGUUAAGGAAUACCCUAAAUUACAAGGUGGCCCGAGAAACUACCCUUCCGCAGGGUCAUCAGCGAUGUUAGCUUUAGAAGGAGACUAUUCUAAAGCUGAGAUUGUGGUUUGUGGGGGUGCACAAUACGGAGCGUUUUUGAUGCGGAGUACUGACACCCCGGCGCACGGUAGCUGCGGCCGCAUUUUAGCGAUGGAAGAGAAACCCAGAUGGGUAAUGGAAGACAUGCCGUUUGGGAGGAUUAUGGGGGAUAUGGUGAUGCUGCCAAACGGCGACGUUUUGAUUAUUAAUGGAGCGAUGUCGGGGACUCAGGGUUUUGAGAUGGCGAGUGAUCCGUGUUUGAACCCGGUUCUGUACCGGCCCGACCAACCGGUCGGGUUGCGGUUCAUGGUUUUGAACCCCGGGACGGUUCCGAGGAUGUACCACGCGACAGCGAAUCUGUUACCUGAUGCGAGGGUUUUGCUUGCGGGGAGUAACCCCCAUGUUCUGUACCGGUUCAAUGACGUGGAGUUUCCGACCGAGUUGCGGGUUGAAGCGUUCUCGCCCGAGUAUUUGUCUGCGGACCGAGCGAAUCUUAGACCGGUUAUUGAGGAGGUGCCCGAAACGGUGCGUUUUGGUGGGAAGUUUGAUGUGGUGGUUUCGGUUGCUUUGCCUGUGGUGGGGAUUGUGGAAGUGAAUUUGGCAAGCGCGCCUUUUGCCACGCACUCGUUCUCGCAGGGUCAACGUUUGGUCAAACUGGCUGUUUCCUCUGCUGUGCCUGACGGCGGUGACGGCAGGUAUCGAAUUGGGGUAACAGCUCCGCCGAGUGGGGCGGUGGCGCCGCCGGGGUACUACAUGGCAUUUGCGGUGAACCAGGGAGUGCCCAGUGUUGCAAAGUGGAUUCACGUGUCGUAAGCGUGAAGUAGCAAAGUUUAUUGGAUGCGGUUUUGGAAAUUGAAAUUGAAAUCGUAUUUAAUUUUCUAUUUUUGGGCAAGUGGGGUAUUAAGAAUUUUAAAUUUAGAAUUCAGAUUCUUCAAUUGUUAAUAGGAAUUGGGGAUUGAGAAAGAGGAUUGGUCAGUGUGGCUGGUGAAGUGUGGCUGGUGAAUUGCAUAUUCAAAUUUUAUUAAUGGAAGGGGGCUAAGCCCCACAACCAGAAGGUGAAAUGCAAAUGAUGUUUAAUGGGAAUUUGGCAAUGGAUGAUUCAUUUAAUGGAAUUUAUAAUAUAUGGUGCUACUACUA